AUGCCGUCAACCGCCGCCAAACUUUUUAUCCCUUCGCCGACUUGCACCGUCGAACAACUCCUUAGCCGCGACUUCCACUCGGCUCCCAACCCACUUCCGUGGCAACCCGGCGCAAAUUUGGACUAUUCCCCGCACAAGCCGGAUGCACCUGCUGAUAUCCCCCGUUGGGUUGCUCUCGUGGACCACUAUUCGGCAACCACGGCCGUCACCCUGCCUCACAUCACCACCUUUGGCCCAGAAACUCUUUCCGUGAUCCAUCCAGGGGCGCCAUCCUCUCGGCUGCCUAUAUGGUUUGUAGAACUCUGGGUUUCGCUAUCUGACGUUUACAGCAUGCGUCGGGGAUAUCUACGCUCAAGAACGUGGGUGCUCCACAUGCGCGACACCGGCGCGUGGCCUGUUGCGGAGUGCGAGGACGUCCUUCGCCACUUAUCUUUCCUACCGGCCACAGACCACGUGUGGCGACACGCCGCAACCCGUCUCGCCUCGUCCAAUCAAUGGAUCAACUCAGAUGUCCUCGACCUCGUCGCAAUUAUGCUCAACUCCGAGAUUCGUGAAACGCCUCUUCGAGGUGUCGCGUUCGUCCUUUCCCCCGGCGUUUCGGGCUACUCGGCGAAGAAGCUCGCGGAGAGGUUCUCGCGUUGGAUUGUUCGCCGCGUCUUCCAAAAGGAUGCGACGCUGUACAUACCUUGGCACUUAGACUCCCAUUGGAUCACCGUCGUCUUCGACAUCGCUCUUGGCAUCAUCAGGUAUGCCGACUCAAAGCCGUCGUAUAGCACCACCUUGCUUCCAAGCGCAAAGCGCAAGAUGGGGAAGGUUUCGGCAGCCAUCGACAGGGCGACUGGCAGGCCGGUCCGCAUGUGGAAGUUCGACAGCAAGUCAAUCGCCUGCGAAGAGCAGAAAGACGACCAUUCUUGCGGCGUCGCUGCGGCUUUUACCAUUGCGCAUCAGAUAUUCCCAGACCGCAGUCCGUGGCAGCCAGGCUUCCCGGAUCAGCUGCGGCUCAGCCUCCUUUUGCAGCUCUUGCGCCGUGCGCCUCAGGUGCGUUCACUUUCUACCAACCCAUCAAGUUCAUGA
Epithele typhae is the source of this 1074-nucleotide messenger RNA. RefSeq lists its product as uncharacterized. Gene Ontology annotation, molecular function: cysteine-type peptidase activity. Lineage: Eukaryota; Fungi; Basidiomycota; Agaricomycetes; Polyporales; Epitheliaceae. The transcript has a single exon. Bases 1 to 1074 code for a protein of 357 amino acids. Gene Ontology annotation, biological process: proteolysis. The record is from RefSeq and is a predicted model, not a curated record.